AUGGCACAUUACGGGCAGCACGACGCGGUGUUCUGCGGAAGCCACCUGGCCAGCAAAGCUGAAAACGUCUGCCGCCUGCAGCCCCCACCCCUCAUCAUCAUCACCUGUUCCUCCCGUCACCUUCUAGUACCCGAGGGCACGUGGCGGCUCCUGUCACUCACGUCUCCACCCUGUUUCGACAUUCUUAUGAACGGGCCGCCGGGCGCCCACGCCCGCGGUCAGUGUGAGGCUCUAGCGCGCCGCAGGCCGCAGGCACAGCCACGUCCGGGCAAGGCAAGCCCAGCUGACCUCCACGACCGAGGGGCCAGACCCCCUCACACUCGGACAGAAGCAGCGCCCUCGCGGCGGCCUCCACGGGCCGCCGACGCCCGGGCGGGGCCCGCCAGACCCAUCUCCCCAGCGCCCGCACCUGGGCCCGGCUCGGCCGCCUCCGGCCUGGACAGGGCCCCCGCCCCGCCCCCUGGCCCUCGGCCCCGCGCCGCCGCAGGCCCGGAGCUCCGCGCCUCACCUCGCUCUCGCGCCGGCAGCUGCCCCGGUCUCAUCUCCCUCGCAGGGCGGUCUGCAGCUCGCUCUCCUCGGGACUCCCAGGCAGAGUCGCCCUCCGAGCGCCCCAAGAGGAGGAAGAAGAGGUACCUGCGGCAUGACAAGCCCCCCUACACCUACUUGGCCAUGAUCGCCUUGGUUAUCCAGGCCGCACCCGCCCGCCGGCUGAAGCUGGCCCAGAUCAUCCACCAAGUGCAGGCCGUGUUCCCCUUCUUCAGGGAUGACUACGAGGGCUGGAAGGACUCCAUCCGCCACAACCUUUCCUCCAACCCGUGCUUCCGCAAGGUGCCCAAGGACCCUGCGAAGCCCCAGGCCAAGGGCAACUUCUGGGCAGUCGACGUGAGCCUGAUCCCGGCCGACGCCUUACGGCUGCAGAACACGGCCCUGUGCCGGCGCUGGCAGAACAGGGGUGCGCACAGAGCCUUCGCCAAGGACCUGGGCCCCUAUGUGCUUCAUGGCCGGCCCUACCGGCCACCCAGCCUGCCACCAGCGGCCAGCGAAGGCUUCAGCAUCAAGUCCCUGCUGGGGAACCCCGGGGAGGGACCACCCUGCCCGCAGCAGCCCAGAAGGGCCGGACAGGGCAGCCCAACCCCGGCAGGCUCGAGGGGCAGUGAGGGGGAGGCAGUGCACACCCCACCCCUGCCCUCCUCUGAGAGGCCCCUGUGGCCCCACCAGCCCCUCCCCAAGCCCACAAGAGUGGAGGGGGUGGUCUCCCAGGGCACAGACAUCCGCCCCUCUCCCCUCACUACCCCAGAGCCCAGGCCCUGGCCAGUCCACUUACUGCCAGGAACCCCAGAUCCCACGGGGCUGCCCACGGGGGGACACAGGGCCUCACUGUGGGGGCAGCUGCCCACCUCCUACCUGCCCAUUUACACUCCCAACGUGGUCAUGCCCUUGGCCUCACUGCCACCCACCUCCUGUCCCCAGUGCCCACCCUCGACCAGCCCAGCUUACUGGGGUGUGGCCCCUGAAUCCCAGGGGCCCCCAGGGCUGCUCUGGGACCUGGACGCUCUCUUCCAGGGGGUACCGCCCAACAAGAGCAUCUACGACGUGUGGGUCAGCCACCCUCGGGACCUGGCUGGUGCCGCCCCAGGCUGGCUUCUAUCCUGGUACAGCUUGUGA
Lepus europaeus (European hare) is the source of this 1665-nucleotide messenger RNA. It is a transcript of the gene FOXH1, whose product is annotated as forkhead box H1. NCBI's taxonomy places the organism in Eukaryota, Metazoa, Chordata, Mammalia, Lagomorpha, Leporidae. The record is from RefSeq and is a predicted model, not a curated record. Gene Ontology annotation, molecular function: DNA-binding transcription factor activity; sequence-specific DNA binding. The transcript is spliced from 6 exons. The coding region runs from base 1 to 1665 and encodes 554 amino acids. Gene Ontology annotation, biological process: regulation of DNA-templated transcription.